Molecule: messenger RNA, 4861 nt
Organism: Papaver somniferum (opium poppy)
Lineage: Eukaryota; Viridiplantae; Streptophyta; Magnoliopsida; Ranunculales; Papaveraceae
Exons: 6
Coding region: 898-3417 (839 amino acids)
Source: RefSeq, a predicted model, not a curated record
AAUCCUUGCCCUAAAAUUAAGGGCUUUCAGACAAACAAAACGCCCACUACUGCUGAUGCUGCUCUAGGUCCUUCUUCUUCUUCCUCCUCCUUUCACUUGCAGGAAAUCUCCGGUUAGGAAGAGCUGAUCAAGGUAUAUAUUUUGGGAAUUUUGUGAAUUGGAAGGGAUGGGGAGGGUUGAGAUGGAAGCGGCGGUUCGAAGAUCUGUUGCAUUGAUUCUUAUGAAGCAUAGUAGUUAUGUUGGUGCUAGGAUCAAGCUAAUUGAAGCGAGAGCAUCGUUUCCAGGACUUGAAUAUGUUGAUGAAUUGAUAAAAGUAUGUGACAUAGUAUGUGCAGCUGACUCUCAAGGGAAUGGAGUUGAUUGGUGCUCCGUUCUCGGGGUUAACAAGACGGAUGAUGAGUCUGAAAUAGAGGUGAAAUAUGUGGAGCUGAUCAGAACUUUGGAACCCAUUAGAAACAAGUUUCCAGACAUUCGAUCUGUAUUUGGGCUCGUCGAGAAAGCUUACAGUGCUUUUAAAGAUAGAGAAAAAUGUUCAGAGUCUGAUUCGAGAGGAGAUGCAAGCUUGAGUCCUUGUGGUUCUGCUAAGCUGAUAGACGCAGUACAUUCAGAAACCGUGGAUAUAAAUGGGGGAGCUACUUCACAAUGUUCUCCUGGGACUAAGAGAAUUGUCAGCGAGGGUUCAGAUGAAAUAUGCAACUCUGGAGAGCAGCCUUUGAGGAGGAUAAGAAGUUUGGGUUGGGAUGAUUUGAAGUUACAGCUGAGACACAAUCACUCGAUAAACUAAUUGGAAAUGGGUGUAGCCAAGAAGCGAGCUCGGGUACUGCUAAAAACAAGAUUGCAUCAAAUGAGGUGGAAGAAUCUUUAGGAAGAUCAUCUGGGAGCCCAGUGAAUUUAAAUAUGGAAGUUACUUCACAGAUUUCUUUGGGAACUAAGAGAAAGGUUAGUGAGGGUUCAGAUGGAAGCCAUUUAAUGUGCAACUCAGGAGAGCAGCCUAUGAAGAGGGUAAGAAGUUUGGGUGGGGAUGAUCCAAGAAGUGAUGCAAGCUUGAUUCCUUGUGGUUCUGUGAAGCCUUUAGAUAGAGCACAUUCAGAAACCGUGAAUAUAAAUGGGGAAGCUACUUUACAAAAUUCUUGCGGGACUACGAGAACUGUUGGGGAGGAUUCAGAUAAAAGCAGUCUGAUACGCAACUCAGGGGAGCAGCCUUUGGAGAAGGUAAGAAGUUUGGGUGGGGAUGAUUGUGAAUUUAUAGCUGAGACCUUAUCACCCGACAAACUAAUUGGAAAAAGUUGUAGCCAAGAAGCUGGGUCGGAUACUGCUGAGAGCAAGAGCAGAUCAAAUGAUGUGCCGAAUCCUGACCCAUUAUCAAUACCUGAGGAUGUUGUUGUGCAUACAGUUGCAGCAGAAUUUAGCAAUGGUGCCUGCCUUAAUCACCAAAAUUCUAGGUCUCCUCCUAUAACUUCAGUGCUGAAUCCUGAAAUCUGUAGGCAAUGUGCAGGGGAUGUUGCUCCUGGAGAUCAAAAUGUCAAGCAACUCAAUACAACUUCAUGGCCAUUAACAUGUGAAGAAAAAGAGAGUCAGGCUGAUGGAACUUCAAAAGAUGAAAACACAUCGUCUUCAAAUAAUUUGGAAACGGAUGGGUCGUCAAGAGAGAAUGUAAGCAACCUAACUGCAAAAGAUGACGAAGAGAAAGUGGCAGAAGAGAUUGAUUUUGAGAGUGACGGUGUCAGUUUGGGUGGACUUAUGGUGAAUGUGUCUGAGCAUGGAAAUAGUGCAAGCCACUCAGAUGAUGCAGUUAAUAAGUUGGUUGACAAAGAGAAAGUGGCUGAAGAGAUUGAUACUGAGAUUGACUGUGUCAGGUUGGGUGGGGAUGAUAGUGAACUUAUAGCUGAGACCCAAUCAGUCAAUAAACUCACAGGAAAAGUAUGUGACCAAGAAGUGAGCUCGGAUACAGCUAUAUGUAGAUCAAAUGAAGUGGAAGGAUCUUUAGUAAGAUUAUCUGGGAUCAUAGUUAAACCCAUAAUAGUUCACAAGGCUGAUGCAUUUGCAGUUGGACAGUUUUUGGCUUUUCACGAUCAAGAAAAAAUGCCUCGGUUGUAUGCUCGGAUUAAUAAAAUAGAAAGUUGUUAUUCAGAGGAAACAAAUAGCACAGAAAACACAUUGUAUGUUAGGUGGCUGAGACCCGCUCCUAUUAACCCAGAUGAGAAAAAAUGGCAUGAGGUAGGUUUGCCUGUUUCUUGUGGAUUCUUUAAGCUGGAUGGUGAUGAAAUAGAUCAAAAUAACAUUGUAGUUGGCAAUCACCCUGUUAUCUCACAUUUGGUCACUUCGUUUCAAGAGCAUCGUUAUUCAAAUGAACUGGUUGAACUUUAUCCAAGAGAAGGGGAAGUGUGGGCACUUUAUAAGGAGUGGAAGCCAUUUGAUUGGUGCUUGGAUCCGAAUACAAGGAGAGGAUGCAAGUUUCAUCUCGUAGAAGUUCUCAAUGAUUACUCCACAGAAAAUGGUGUUAAGGUUGCAUGUCUAGUAAAGGUGGCAGGGCAUGAAACCAUCUUUCGAAGGAGGGGCCUCUCCUUUAAAAUUGCUGCUGGCUACUUGUUUGGGUUUUCUCAUAAUAUCCCUGUUAAGUCCACAGGUGAUAUGGGGGGUUUAUUUUCAACUAUGGUACUCGAUCUCGACCCGUUAUCAAUACCUGAGAAUGUUUUUGUGGAUACGGUUGCAGCAGAAGUCAGUAAUGAUUCCAGCAUUAAGCACCAAAAUUCAAGACCUGCUCUUAUAACUUCUAUGCCGGAUCCCAAAAUCUGUACAGUGAAUCAAUGUGCAGGUGGGUCAUCAAAAGAGAAUGUGGGCAGCCAAACUGCAACGAAUGAAGAAGAGAAAGUGGCAGAAGAGAUUGAUUUUGAUGGUUUCAGUUUUGGUGGAUUUAUGGUGAAUGUGUCUGAAUUUGGAGUUAGUUCAGGUGAUUCGGAUGACGCAGUUCAUAAGUUGGAUGACAAAGGGAAAGUGGCAGAGCAGAUUGAUGGUGAGAGUGAUGGUGUCAGUAAACUUAUGGUGAAUGGGUCUGAAUGUGAAAAUAGUUCAAGUGACUCAGAUAAUGCAGUUAAUAGGUUGGACGAUGAAGAGGAAAUGGCAGAUGCGAUUGAAUCUGAGAGUGUUGGUGUCAGUUUGGGUGGAUGUAUGGAGUCUGAAUGUGAAAAUAGUUCCAGUGACCCAGAUGACGCAGUUGAUAAGUUAGAUAUUGGUCAAGUUAUAGAAAUCAUCAAAAGGAAUGGAAAUAAAGAAUCGAUAUGGCAAACUGCAAAUGACAUGCUUUCCUCCUUGGAAGAGGAUCCCAUCCUUUGUAUGAAAGCUGUUUGUGCUUUACAUAGACAGCAACUAACGAAGCGAAAAUCAGUCAAAAGUUCAUUGCAUAACAGGAACCGAUGAUUUAGUGUCUUUAGCAAGUUCGUCGCCCUCCGGGGAAGUGAGAUGGCUGAGUUUCUGACGGAUAAUAAUCCCAAAGGUGACUUGAAGAGGUCUGCAAAAGAGCUGGAAGUGUUCAUCUCUGAAGGACUUGAAGACUGUAAAACUUUAGCUGGAUUCUACUCGAAUGAAUUAUUCAUCAUAUACCAGAACCACGAAGAUCCUUUCUUCGGUCCAUAUUAGGUUAACAACAUGAUGAAAUUGAAACUUACUUCCUCCUUUCCGUAAGUUAAAUAUUGAUAGAGCGACUAACGAUUGUAAUAUUGUAGGAAUAGGUGGUAUAUAUGUACUUGGUGAUGCAGCCAUGCAGGUGGAUCUUUUGUUUGUUUUGUUCAGCUCCUUUUUGCGAACAAAACCACUUUUGCUGAAACAUUGGUUCUUCGGAAUGGACGAACUAACCAUCGAAACACUGGCGGGUAGUAUUCCGAACUACAGGCUACGGUUCCUAGAGGGUUUGAAAGGCUGAUUUCAUGCGGUACGCAAUGUGGAAAAUGUACGGCGAAACAUGCUAAGAAAGGUACAGAGUAGAUAGUGAAAAAACUCUUAUGUCAACAAGUGAAGCUGGCAUCAUUGACCAUGUAUAGCCUGUUUAAUUGCAAUCAUCCGCCAUAUUGAGUACAAGGGAAGCUGUCAUAUUGAGUUUGCAACUGAAGAAGCUGCAAAGAAGGCAUUGGAGUUGGAUGGCCAAAACUUGUGUAACAUGGAAAUUGUAAUUGACUGUUAUGGAACCGAAACCACUGGAGCAUCAAAAACACUUAUUGCCAAGCACCUAUCUUUGUCCAUUACUAAAUCAGAUGUGAUCAAGUUCUUUAAAAGGGCUGGGAAAAUUAUCGAUGUGCGUUUCUCUUCACUUGAUAAUGGAAAAUUCAGUGGGCAUUGCCAUAUUGAGUUUGCAACUGAAGAAGGUGCGGAGAAGGUAACCUACCCAGCUUAUCACUGCCAAGCUCCAAUUCCAACAGUCUCAGAAACCAAGCUCAACUUCGAAAGUCAAUGGCAGCAACACCACUGAUACGUCACCCUCUUCAUCAACGAUGAGCAGAAGCAUCAUCAGUUCAACACACUAGUCAUUAUAGCAAUUGCACAAUUGCACUAGCAUAUGACUUGUUAUUGUACCACAGUUUAGGAAGUUAAUUACUACUCAAACUGCAGUUAUAGUUUGUUUGCGAACACCACACCUCUCUGAAGUUAAUUAGUACCGAUAGGUACCGGUACCGUACCUGGUACCGUACGUGUACCGAAUGGUACCGGAACCGAGGUACAAGGUACAUGUACCGGUCCAAAAUUUUGAAACCGAGGCUAAGGAGGUACAGGUACUCGGCCUCGGCAAGAACCGAGCCGAACCGUACCGUGUGCACCCUUAUCCUAGACUAGUUUGUUUGAAUAUCAAAAAGCAAAAUUACUUAUCCAA